This is a messenger RNA of Thermothielavioides terrestris NRRL 8126, 3523 nucleotides long. RefSeq lists its product as uncharacterized. The transcript is spliced from 3 exons. Lineage: Eukaryota; Fungi; Ascomycota; Sordariomycetes; Sordariales; Chaetomiaceae. The coding region runs from base 1 to 3078 and encodes 1025 amino acids. The record is from RefSeq and is a predicted model, not a curated record.
AUGACCACCAAGGCGAAAGCACACCCGCUCAAUGGCAUGCACACGGCCGGCAUCUUCUCGGACAUGAGCAUUGACGGGCCCGAGAUUGGCACGCUGGUCGUGGUCGUCGACCGGGCCAAGAACCUGCCGAACCGCAAGACCAUCGGCAAGCAGGACCCCUACUGCGCCGCCCGUCUGGGCAAGGAGGCCAAAAAGACCACCACCGACAUCCGCGGCGGCCAGACUCCCAAGUGGCAAGAACUCCGAUUCACCGUGCACGACUCGCCCGACUACUACCAGCUUAAGGUCUCGGUAUUUAACGACGACAAGAAGACGGAACUGAUCGGCGAGACGUGGAUCGAUCUGCGUGCCAUCGUCGUGCCGGGCGGCGGCCAGAGCGAUCAGUGGCACCAGCUCGCCUACAAGGGCAAGUACGCUGGAGAGGUCCGCAUCGAGAUCACGUACUACGACAGCCGUCCCAAGCCGGAGAAGCCCGCCGUCAAGGCAAAGCCCCCGGUGUCUGCCGAGCCGGAAGGGAGCGCCGCUGCUACCGCCGGGCCGAGGUCGGCACCUAAGCGCCGUCCGUUGCCCUCCGACCCGGUCACCGGAAAAGCCCCUGCUUCUGCUUCGCCGGCGCCAGAGCAGGUCGAGACGCCCCCGCGACCUCAGCCAAAUCCCGGGCCUGUCCCGCCCGGCGAGUACGACACUGCCCCUGCAGCACCGGCACAGCACCACUACCAGCAGCACUACCAUCAGCCAGAUCACCCGCGCGGGGAUCCCAACGGCGAGCUUGGGACGCCUUCUCGCCGGACGGAUGCGCCUCCCCACCAGUUUCGGACUCCCGACAGAGCGGAACAGUACUUGGCCCAGCACCAGAACCCGGGUUCCAGUCCCGCUUACCAGCAGCAGCCGGCAUACGACCGUCGCAAGUCGUACGAUUUUCCAUCGCCGAAUGGCGCAGCUGGCCCUGAUGACGACAGGCCGCCGCCGCCGCCAGCCCAUCGCAGCCGGACCGGUAGCAACCCGGCCAUGAAUGGGGCGUUCCAGGCGACGCCGCCUACGAUGCGACACGAUGUGCUGAGGAGCGAAGCGCACCGGCAUUCUGCUUCGGCAAGCUACCCCGGGCGGCCCACCUACAAGCCCUACGAUUCGGCCCCAGCCGCUCCUACAGGCUCCUUGUAUCCGGAUGCCGACCAGGCCCCGCCGGCGCGUCAUUAUUCGUAUGAUUCGGCCUACGACACCCCGCACCGAGCCAUGCAGGCCACGGUCGAGGACGUGCCCGAGUCGCCAGAGUCGAUGAGCAACCAGUUCAGAAGGACCUCGGGUCGGUGGCCGCAGCCUCAGCCCCAGCCGCAGUUUGAACCAGACUACGACAUGUCGGCGAGCCCCGCGCCGCUCAGUUUGUCGGGAAGGGCCAGCGAUGAGCUAGCGCGGUACUCUCACGGCCCAGUCGUCCCGGACCCGAGGCACCAUGGGACCAAUGGGUACCGGAUGCCUCCGUCUGAUGUCCCGCAGAGGAAAUCUCCCGAAUAUUCGCCCAAUUACGGCCGGGAUUCUGAGCUGUCCCUACCCGCUGCCGGCUCUCAGGGAGACCAGAGAGCCCCGUACCGCGGCGAGAUCGAUGACACUUCGCACCGCUAUCCGGCGCCUCCAGUGCCUGCAUCACUCGUCCCGGGCAUCGACCCGAGCUUGGCCCAAGAGAUCUCGGAGCGGAUCGGCCAGGACAGACGGCAGUCGAACCAGCGGCGGCAUACGCAGCAGGCCACGGUAGAGACCCCUCCCAGGGGGAGACCUAUGGUCCAACGACACGACCAUGAUGGCUCCCCGGCAGCAUACAACACCCGGCCGGCGCCCGCCCACAGCAGGAGCCCCGUCGUGUACACAAACGGGCCGUCGACGUCCAGCGUCAACGUGGUGAUCAAGUCGCGCGCCUACUCCCCAAACCCGCCGCGCGAUCCGAGCCCGAAUCCGCACCAACAACACACCAUUCGGCGCAAGUCGGUCAGCCCGAGGCCGCCCGUGGAUAACGACCGCCGGCUAUCUGGCGUCCCAUUCAGCCCCGACUCGUACGAUGCGCUGAACCCGACCGCCUCGUCUGCCGCAAUCAACGACUCGGCGGCCUCCCGUCCGGACUACCACGAAGAGAGCGGCAAGAUUAUCACUCACGAUGGGCGCGCGGUGGAUCCCUCCGACCACCUGCCGAUGGAGAGCUGGGCACCGGAGCCCGAGCCUAAGCAGUCCCUAUCCACUUCGCCGUCAGCUCGCCCUUCUCCGUCCGGCCCGCAACCCGCUCCGUCCUCGGGUCGUCGGCAGCUGCGUGUCGCCGGCAGGCCGCAGUCGAUGCUCCCCAGCUCGUCCGGCAUAUCCUUCUCCGGUUCUGACCACGUUGAACCCGCGACGCCCUCUCCGCCGGUCUCGACGGGCCGUAAUCGCCUGCAGAAGAAAGCCGCCUAUCGCCAAUCCACCUCGGCCAUCGUGCCCCUCAUGUCCGGCGCCAACGGGCCCGGUCCGGGAGCCGACCGCGACGGCUUCCGACGGAGCAGCGCCAACGGCAUCGAACCCACCCCGCUCGCCCCCAUCCCCCCUCACCAGGACAACUUCACCCCGCCGCGACACCCGCCCCGCGCCGCGACCUUCGACUACGCCGCCGGCCCGGGCAGCGAGAACUACGCCCCGCAGCACCAAUCCCACCCAUAUUCUACCUCCCCCGGCGGCGUCCCCCUCGCGCUGCCGCCGCCGUCGCCGCCCGGUCCUCCGAGUUCCUCCUCCGCUGCGAGCGGCGCGCUGCAGCUGCACAGCAGCAGUGUCGCGCGGCGCGCCGGCACGGGCAUCGAUGACGGGUAUUAUGACCACCACGCUCAUCAUCCUCACCAGGCUCAUCCGGCUCAGCAGCAGCAGCAGCAGCAGGGGUAUGAGAGGGAUGUGUAUGGCGGCGGUGGGAGUGGGGGUGGUGGAGCGAGCUUGUCGCUUGAGGAGGAGCUGCGGCAGAUCGAUAUCGGCUCCGGCAGGUCGUCGCGGAAGAAUGCGGCGCAGGCGCAGGCGCAGGUGUAUGGCCAGGGGAUGGGCCAGGGGUAUGUGUACGGUCAGGGCGGAUACUGAUCUGUGCUGAGUGUUGAGUCGCCGUGCAAGCGAGCACUUGAGUGGUGGCGGUGACGGUGAGGUUGGUGGGUGUCGGUUAGGCGGUGUUGGGUCGGUCCGGAUGAGCUUGGCCCUGGUGAGUUCGAGUUCCUGUGGCCCGUGAGGAAUGGGGAGAAAGAGAUUCCGUGACAGGUUACAGGUAGGGAUCGGAUGCUCCCAUGGUACCGCAGCUGCGGCAGUUUCCUCCCACUGGUACUGCCAGCCAGCAGCAGAACCAGCGGCAGUGCCAGCGUCAGUAAUGGAUUAACGGAUGCGGGAGAUGAGCUGCUUACUGGAGUGGGAUGCGGCCAUCGUCAUCAUUUGUUUGUAUAACAGGGUGUUGUCACUGAUCUGGCGUGUUCAUCUGUUCUGUUUUGCAGUUUAGGGUCGGUGUCGGGGCAUGGCGGCGUUUUGUGCGAUUACUACC